Aspergillus tanneri is the source of this 2352-nucleotide messenger RNA. Its product is annotated as zinc metalloproteinase family protein. Gene Ontology annotation, cellular component: cytoplasm. Bases 1 to 2352 code for a protein of 783 amino acids. The transcript is spliced from 6 exons. The record is from RefSeq and is a predicted model, not a curated record. NCBI's taxonomy places the organism in Eukaryota, Fungi, Ascomycota, Eurotiomycetes, Eurotiales, Aspergillaceae.
AUGCCGUUCUUUACACAGUUUCGUCGUCGAUCCAAAGCCAGCUUCCGCACCGCUAAGUCGAAUGAGUCCCAAUCCAAUGGAGAGAUGACCUCAGGAAAAUCGUCGUCGACACUCGAGACUGCCUCCUAUAACUCAAUCACCCCACCCUCCUCCAUUAAACCCACCCUCUCGUCUCCAAAUUUGCCCGCUUUAAGCGAAGGCAAUGGCAGCGUUAAUGGCUCUCAGCUCCCUCUGCCUCCCCAACGAGCAGGUUCUUAUACAACCCCAGCUCAGCGCAACAGUGCCGUGAUUGGUGGUAGUACUAUGUCAGUAAAUGGCACGCGAUCGCCAACUCCGUCUUCCCCAUACGCUCCGAGAAUUAUCUCCAUAUCCGACAACGCAUGGGUACACCAAAAAGUUUUACUGGUCUACGGUCAAAUCGGCGAUCCAAGGCAGCAUCCGCUGGACGGAAGUGUCACGGUCUAUCACCACCAAGACGGGUUCCCAUCGGUCAGCUGGCCCGUCACAUCUUCCCACUUCAAAACCCUCGUGCAUCUCGUCCCGGGACCUAAUCGGCUGCGUUUUGAUUUUGUGUCCACCAAAUUGUCAUCAGGCAGCACCCAUCCGGCCAUACAUUCGUCGUGGAUUUGUAUCAACUACCUCCCACUGGUUAACGCGCCGCCCUUGCAUUUGGUGAUCCUCCUUGGAAAGGACUCGGAUGGAACCUUCGAUACGGUACCGGAGAAAAAACAACGGGAAGGGAAUGGACUAGAAACGGCAAUUCGAAAGUACCGGAUGGCGGCCUACCUGUGGCAAGCGUUCACUGGCGAACAGAUGUUCCGUAAUAAUUUCGGUAGGCGGUGUUUCCGCUUCGAGGAGGAGUGGCAGACGGGCACGCUGAGCCGACGCGAUGAAGCGAAUGGGCACAUGCGAAAUGAAGCCAAGGUCCACGUUGUUCGGUCCGAUAAAACGGUAGCGGAGCUCAGGGACCUCAAUAUCGCUCAACAAUACGGUCCAGCCACUAAAAAGGACGAACUGUUCAGGAUUGCCAAGGAAGCCGUACAGAGCUAUUUCCAGCCCCAGCAGGCCCAGAAGCAGUACGUCUCUGUGUUACUCCUGGACUCUCACUGGGACGCAGGCUCCCAGAUCAUUACCGGUCACGCCGCUUUAGGGUCAAGUGGAGACGAUAUCAAGAUGGCUAUCUUUGGCUCUCACCUCCUACAAAGCUACCCCAAUAAUCUGGAAGAGGUUGUAGAUGCCUUUUCUGACUGCACCCGAACAAACACGGAGUUCGUUGCGAACGACUGUGGCGAGGCGGGAUCCAAUUGGGAGUCAGCCAACAUUGGAAUCGGGGCCCACCUUCACGAAGUAGGUCACCUCUUUGGCUGUCCUCACCAAGAAUCAGGGAUUAUGCUACGGGACUAUGUCCGUCUCAACCGGUCCUUUACGACACGCGAGCCAUUCUCGACGCGGACGAAGACUCAGGGGCUUAAGCUGUGUUUACCCCAGGAUGAAUGUGGCUGGCACCGCCUCGAUGCGCUGCGUUUCCGUUUUCACCCUUGUUUCCGGCUGCCUGGUGAUGCGCCCGUAAGCUCGGACGACAGCGUUCAAGUCUGGCCGGUUGAGAAUGGCAGGAUUCUUAUCACGGCCUCUUCGGGAAUCGCAUUCAUCGAAUUGUACGCAGAAGGCGAUCAGGUGUGCCGCAGCUUCAUUGAAUACGUCAAUAGCGAAUCGAGUAACAACGGACUCCCCAAGCAGAUCACCGUGACGGAGAAUGAGCUGCGACAACGUGUAUUUGGCAAUGAGAAGGAGAAGAAAAAGAAAACCAAGAUGUUGAUCACAUCCGCUGCACUCGGUUGCCGCACAAUCGAUUCUAUCGACAGCUUAAAAUCGAAGCUGUCUCUAGUGAAAUUACCCAAAGGUCGUACUGGAUACAAAGGCGGUGCUCUCGGGUUCUCCCAGAUGGAAGGAAGCCAGCCUGAACAACUUCUUCUAGAUUGUGCUUUGUCAACCAAACUCCUGACUUCAAUCAAGGUCUACCACGGGUCGGCAUUAGAUGGACUGGAAUUUUUCUAUGAGGACGCCACCAGCCAACUCUUUGGGAAAAGAGGUGGAAAGCCUGGUGGCGAUGAAUUUGUGCUCGAAACUCGACGCGGAGAGAUUCUGCUUGGCUUCUAUGUCCGAGCAGGGGCUUGGAUUGAUGGCAUCGAGUUCUUGACAAGUUUAGGCCGGAAAUCUGGGGUCUAUGGCAACGCUCAAGGCGGAUCAGGACAUACGUUGAUCCCACCCCUGGGCUAUAAAAUUGCCGGUAUCUCAGGUUCCUCCUGUACUGGUCCCAGCACCAGAUUUGGCGCGAAAGGCGCUAUUGGUUGA